This is a messenger RNA of Penaeus monodon (black tiger shrimp), 2073 nucleotides long. Its product is annotated as stomatin-like protein 1. Gene Ontology annotation, cellular component: plasma membrane. The record is from RefSeq and is a predicted model, not a curated record. NCBI's taxonomy places the organism in Eukaryota, Metazoa, Arthropoda, Malacostraca, Decapoda, Penaeidae.
ACGACGCAUCGGAUCGAAGACCAAUUUCUCAGAUUCCUUUUUUCUUUCACAAAUUUCUAUGUAAAUAAGGAAGAGAUGGUAUCAUUCGCCAAAUACAGCUUGGUGCCCACAGAGGAACCGAAGGAAAAUGUUGCCCCGCCUCCCCCACCCCAGAGCUCAGGGGCCUUCGACUACAACUCGGCAUUCAGUUACAAAUCAGCGUUUGACUACGGUAGCAAAACCACCAACAAGGGCAAGAAGGAUCGGUUCAAGGACUGGAGCCUGAUGACCUGCCUGGCAUCAGUCGUCACUGGCCUGAGCUACUUCUUCAUCUGCAUCACCUUCCCUGUCACCCUCUGGUUCUGCUUCAAGAAGAUUGCACAAUGGGAGCGGCUCAUUGUGUUUCGUUUGGGGAGGCUGCGUGGUGCUCUUGGCCCUGGCAUUGUGUUCAUCAUCCCCUGGCUGGACCGGCACAAUCGCGUUGACAUGAGGACCAAGGCUUUCUCAGUGCCUCCACAACAGCUCAUCACAUCGGAUAACGGAAUCAUAGAAAUGGGCUGCGAAGUUAAAUACAGGAUCAGUGAUGUCCAGCGGCUCACCACCUCAGUCACUUCUCCUGAGCAUGGCCUGCGCUCCUUUGGCAAGACAGUGAUGCUCAACGUGCUCACCAAACACACUGUGAGAGAGACAGAGAGAGACCGGCCAAUCAUUGCAUCGCAAAUCCAGAAGGAGCUCAACCUAAGAGUGUUGGAAUGGGGAAUCGAAAUUGGUGAUGUGUCACUGAGUAACGUAAACAUCCUAAAGGAGGCUGAACCCCACAACCCUCUGAAGCCCCUCAUGAACUGCUUCGGGGGCAAGGGGGGUGAGAUCGUGGCUCCUCCUGGAGCAACAGCCGCAGCCGCCUCUUCAAUACUGAACAUGCCAGGUUUCCCGGGCAUGGGAGACUUCUCCUUUGUCAACACCGGGCCCUCCAAGAAGAAAUCAGAGGCAAUCGUCACAGAGGAUGAACCAUACAUGGGUCGUAUCCAGCAGUACUUGACAGAUCUUCUGGGUUUCUCUGACGAGAUUAGUGAGCCGCCAAAGCAACCAAAUAUACAAGUGACGAGCAGCCGAUCACCAGACACCAAACUGGGCAAAUACCUCCAGGGCCUGAUCUCUGGGCCCAGUGGCAAUGACCUCACCCACGGUAUUUACAGGCUACAGAUCGAGGGCAAAGAAGGUGGGGUCUUCAUUAUCUUCAUAGGCAAUGGAGUGCGUCAGGUGGUGGAGGGUGACUUGCCUAAGGUAACUCCAGAUGUAGCAGUGGUUAUCAGCAAGGAGGACCUGAUGGCCAUCUUUGAGGGCACCCUGGCCCCCUUGCAAGCCUACCUCUCGGGCCACUUGACUGUCCAGGGCAACAUCCAGAUGCUGAUGGGCCUUGAGACACUGAGACAGACCACCAAAGACAAAGACAAAGAGGACAUCUUCGUGGUCUGAUGUUAAAUGAAACGGUGGCACUUCCUUUCCUCCUGUCUGUAGAGAGGGGUGUCAUGGAGUUGGUGGAGGUAGAUUUUUGUUUUGUAUUUGUUUUGUGGUUUUAAAGUCAGAAUUGCAAGUGUGGAUAGGUUUCCACAUAUGGUAAUUUGCACAAGGUUGUGAUUUCUGUGGCUAAUGUUUUAUUUGCAUCUGAAAUGGCACGAAGGAUAAUAGGAGCAUAUUUCAAAGCAAGACUUUUAUGUGUAGUUGAUAACACAUAUUAUUUCCUCCAAAACUAUAAAAGAAUGUGCCAUUUUUGUACAAAUUGAUUACCUUAUUAUUAAGUUUUCCAUUAUUGAUUUUCAUUCUUUCUCAUAUUACCAAAUAUAUGCAACUUUCCCAAGUAUUUAUUUUACGAUUACAAUCUCUCAAAGAGAGUGAUCUCUAGACAGACAAUGCAAAAUCCUUUUCACAAAGGAAGUAUAAUGUAUGACAGUGGCUGUCUCCAUUUGCCUGCUUUCACGGCAUAUAAGCAAAACAUGCUCUCUCUAGGAACAUAAGUCUUGUCAUGAGUGGCUGGUUUAUAUGUAUAAAGAAAAUUGUCUUUGCAUUUUAUGCGACAUGAAACAAAAGCAAAAA